AACAAACUAUAACGUGCUGCUGCCCGUGGGGCCUGUCUCAGUUUGGGAUUGGAUAAUCCCAGGGCCCUAGACGUGGAAUAUUCUGGAUUUUGCAGUUUGGACGUGCAUUUCACCACUGGUGUUACGUUUGAGUGUGCACGUAGGCUAUCUAGUGACAAACUAUGGGGAAGGCUGAAAAGGGCACUCCGAAAUGGAUUGCGAACAAGGCUAAAGCAAAAGGACUUCAAAAACUUAGAUGGUAUUGUCAGAUGUGCCAAAAACAGUGCAGGGAUGAGAAUGGCUUCAAGUGUCAUACCAGCUCCGAAUCACACCAGAGGCAGCUUCUGCUGUUUGCAGAGAAUCCUGAUCAAUAUUUGGAUUCAUUCUCUCAGGAGUUCGAGGAGGGCUACCUGGAGCUGCUGCGGCGCCGGUUCGGCACCAAGCGCGUGCACGCGAACAACGUGUACCAGGAGUACAUCGCGCACAAGGAGCACCUGCACAUGAACGCCACCCAGUGGGAGACGCUGACCGACUUUGUCAAGUACCUGGGCCGCGACGGCAAGUGUACCGUCGACGAGACCGAGAAGGGAUGGUUCGUCACAUACAUCGACAGGGAUCCGGAGACGCUGGCUCGACAAGAGGCGCUGCUCAAGAAGGAGAAGAUGGACAAGGAUGACCAGGAGCGCAUGAUGGAGUUCAUUGAACGCCAGGUGGAGAAAGCCCGCGAGCAGGGUGGCGAGGCGGCCACCGCCGAGUACACCGAGCUGCAGCGGCCCGACGACGAGCGGCCCAUACGGCUGGGCCUGGCGCUGCCUGCGGCGCGCAAGGCUGAGCUGCGGCCGCCGCGGCCCGGCGCCAACCUACUGGCGCGCGAGGGGCCGACGCGGCCGAGCGCCUCCGCCGCCGCCUCCGCCUCCGGCAAGAGGAAGAUGAGCGCGCUCGACGAGAUCAAGGCGUUCGAGGAGCAGAAGAAGGAGAAGAUGAACAGGAAGGACUACUGGCUGACAGAAGGCGUCGUGGUGAAGGUGGUGACCAAGGACCUGGGCGACAAGUUCUACAAGCAGAAGGGCCACAUCACCGAGGUGCAGGACCGCUACCGGGCCGUGCUGCGCCUGCUGGACGGCGGCCACAAGCUGAAGCUGGACCAGGCGCACCUGGAGACAGUCGUGCCGGCCGUGGGACGGAAGGUGAAGAUCGUGAACGGCGCGUACCGGGGCGCCACGGCCACGCUGGACGCUAUACAGGAGAAGAAGUUCUGCGCGUCGCUGACGAUAGCCGAGGGGCCGCUCAAGGGCCGUCGGCUCAGCCAGGUGGCGUACGAGGAUUUCAGCAAGCUGCACGUGGCCUCGUGACGCGUCGGCCGCGUGUCGCCGGGCCGCUGGCGGCUGACUGUGAUACGGGCCGCGGGUGCCAACCCGCGACCUGAUUGGGCCACCACCUGUUAGCGCCGGGCCAGGGACGGCGCGCUGCUCAGGCCGCCGGACUGUGCUGCCACCUAUCGGCGCCGAGCCCGGGACGGUGCGCGGCUCAGGCCGCCGGACUGUGCUGCCACCUAUCGGCGCCGAGCCCGGGACGGCGCGCUGCUCAGGCCGCCGGACUGUGCUGCCACCUAUCGGCGCCGAGCCCGGGACGGUGCGCUGCUCAGGCCGCCGGACUGUGCUGCCACCUGUCGGCGCAAGGCUGUGCAGAGGCCCGUCGGCGCGUGACGUGGGCAGUUUUUGGCGCGGGACCGCGCCGCCUCUGGGCGCACAGUCCGGGGCGGCCGGCGGGUCCGGUCCCCAGAUGCGCUCGGUCGAUGUUUGGACCGUGGCGGGCGAACUGGGGGAGUAGUGUCAUGUUGACCUGGCAGUGAAGGCCCUUGUGCGAGAACUGGUGGCGGUGGUCACCUCUAAUGGCUGAACGUGUGUCUCGCGCAAGGACGCCGCAAUUGUUGCUCUGUGGACGGACGUGCCUGGCGCUGCACGUCGCGUGUGGGGCGGUGGAGGCGCGCCUCCGCUUGUAUUGAUCUGUCUCCGGCAGUAGUACCCGUGUGUUGUGUGCCUGAACAUAAUGCUUGCCGGCCUCAUGAACUUAGCUUCCGGAGUUUAGCCGGCCGGUAAUGUUAACGAUGGGCGGUUCCAAACGUGCGGGUGCGUGCAACGCAUGGUUUCUCCACAUUGCUGUCAGGAAGAACUGUGGGGGAACCAUUAAACUGCUUUGAGAACUUUUGUUCCCUUCGAAACACCAUGUAGGUCAUCCAAGAAUCCACUAGGUUUCGGUAGCGAUGAUUCAUUGCAUUCCAGCUCGUCGUUUAUUUGGCAGGCCGAGUAUUUUACCAUGACUUGUGUAAUCCUAUGUGGCGGCAGGCACCAACCUGAGCAGUUCAAAUGUAUCGCGUGUGAGACGUCGAAUGCAUUGUCGCUAACCGUUUGUGGUAACGGUGUUUAUAGCUUUGGCGCCGAAUUAUGCCGUGCCUCAUAAUUCGGCAACAUCGUUUGUGAUCUAGCGCAGAAUGCUCGGAACGCUUCGGAAAGAAAUUCUUACAGACGUGCAGCUCUCACGUAGCAUGCGAUUGUCGCGAACGUCGCUCACGGAAGACAGAUCAAGAAGUUGGAGUCUGACUGCAUGUGGUCUGCAAUACGACAUUUGUAUGUUCA
This is a messenger RNA of Pollicipes pollicipes, 2615 nucleotides long. RefSeq names its product DNA/RNA-binding protein KIN17-like. The record is from RefSeq and is a predicted model, not a curated record. Gene Ontology annotation, molecular function: double-stranded DNA binding. Gene Ontology annotation, biological process: DNA replication; DNA damage response. NCBI's taxonomy places the organism in Eukaryota, Metazoa, Arthropoda, Thecostraca, Pollicipedomorpha, Pollicipedidae. Gene Ontology annotation, cellular component: nucleus.